Messenger RNA from Thermochaetoides thermophila DSM 1495, 1053 nucleotides. RefSeq lists its product as uncharacterized. The coding region runs from base 1 to 1053 and encodes 350 amino acids. Lineage: Eukaryota; Fungi; Ascomycota; Sordariomycetes; Sordariales; Chaetomiaceae. The transcript has 4 exons. The record is from RefSeq and is a predicted model, not a curated record.
AUGAGGAUAUCAUCACUCCAUCUUCUCUCUCUAGUCACCUCUGCUCUGGCAGCCAACCUACCCCGAGGGUAUCAUGAGCCAGAAGACGAACCAUAUCAUAGGGGCGGAGGAAAGAGUAGGCCGGAGGGCAUUGAUUACAAUGACUGUCGAGCCUGCGUAACCGAGACAACCCGAGUCACGGUCACUUACACGACACUCUGCUCCGUCUUCGAGACGAUUACUGAGCCAGGGCACACAUAUGUGACAACGUACACCACCACGAGCACAGUCAAGACCGUUGUGCCGACCACAAUCGUAGUGACAAAGACUGAGCCACCGGUUACUAAGACAACGGAACAUGUCGUCUAUAAAACCAUCACCGAGCCAUGUCCUAUCACAGAAACUACAGUGAUCGACGGGCAGACAAUCGAGAUCACCUGGACGUCGACCUCUACCAUCAUCACCCGCGUCCCCGAGGUCCAGACCGUUUACGAAACGUCUGUAAUCACAUGUCCCGAAACAACAACCACGACCAUCUCCAGAACCGAGACGGUCAAAGUCACCCAAACCAACACAAUAACCGUCCCAGCUUCUGUAACCGAAACCAUAACCGAAAUAUGCACCGUCACCGAAACAGAAUGCAUCGAAACCACCAUUACCGUCCCCAAGGCUAGCACAACCAUCACGGAGUUUACCACCCUCACUUUCUCGAGCGUCACCGGCACCACAUAUAUAACAGCCACAUCAUCCACUUACUCACCCGGCGGGCCCAGCGAUACUCCUACCCCAACCCAUGGUCCUCCAAAGGAGAUGACCACCGCGACGGGAACCGAGACAGAAGAGGAGACUGGAACGGAAACCAUAACCUCUGCGACAGGCAGUCCAUGCGGUCCCUCCAUCUCGUGCAGUCCCUGUGGUCCAUCAUGCCGUCCAAACACAACAGUAACCACCACAACAACCGGCACCCUACCGGUAGUUACGGCUGGAGCAGAUUGGAGCAUCAUGAAGGGUGCUGGGUCGGGUGUCUCGGUUGCGUUGGUAAUAGGGGUUGUUGGGGCCUUGGUGUUAGUUUGA